AUGACCAAACCCAAAUAUCUAAGUGUAUUCGAUAAUCAGUUGUCUGGACCUUUGCCUAUGGAGAUCAACAACUUCACUGGACUGACUUAUCUCCAAUUAGGAAAUAAUAGCUUCGUCGGUUAUGUACCCCCAAACAUAUGCAAAGGUGGAGCUCUAAAGUACCUCACUCUUUACAUGAGCAACUUCCAAGGUCCCAUUCUCAUGACCUUGAAAAACUGUACGACACUAGAAAGGUUUAAUUCCAACAAUAACAACAUCACCGGAGUCAUACCCACCGAGUUUGGACAGUUGACGAAACUGGGAGAGCUGGACCUCUCUUCCAACUACCUACAAGGAGAGAUCCCAAAGAGCUUCGGCAGCUUAACCCUUCUCUACAAUCUGAGCUUGGGCAACAACCAACUCGUCGGCCAUGUCCCUCUGGAGUUUGGAAUGCUGUCCAAUCUUGAACUGCUUGAUCUCUCAUCCAACAACUUGGCAGGAAGAAUCCCAGAUCAAUUAGGCAACUGCAUGAAACUCCGAUUGUUGAAGCUUAACAACAACAACUUCAGUGGAACCAUUCCUUUGGCCAUUGGUAAUCUGGUGUACCUUCAAGACACCUUUGACAUCAGCCACAACUCACUAACAGGGGAGGUUCCAUCCCAACUCAGCAAAUUGGUGGUGCUGCAAAGCCUGAAUCUAUCGCAUAGUUACUUGUCGGGUCAUCUUCCAUCUUCGCUAACGUAUAUGACGAGCUUGUCUACCGUAGAUGUAUCCUACAAUGAACUGGACGGCCCUGUUCCUGAUAGCCCAGCUUUCCGAAGAGCCCCGGCAGAGUGGUUUGCCCAUAACAAUGAUCUGUGUGGAGUUGUUCGAGGAUUGCCUCCAUGUGUUUCACUCGGUACUCCAACAACAGACGACCGAAGCAAGCGUCACAAAAAUGUUAUAGUAGCCAUCAUUGCUUCUGUGGUCUUCUUCCUUCUCUUGUUUAUAUUCAUUGGAGCAUUCCGCAAGAGAGAAAAAGAUACAGUACCUGUUGAUAAUAAUCACAUCAAAGAAGGUGCAUUCUGUAUAUUGAAUUUUGUUGGAAGAGACGUAUACAAGGACAUCAUCGAAGCCACCGAAGAUUUCGAUGCCAAGUACUGUAUCGGAAGCGGUGCAUACGGCAGUGUCUACAUAGCAGAGUUAGCAAGUGGGGAACUGCUAGCGGUGAAGAAGAUUCACCUACCAGACACUGAAGGUACAUGCGACGAGCAACCCUUUCAAACUGAGAUACAAACUCUUACUCAAAUUCGACAUCGCCAUAUCGUCAAGCUUUACGGGUUCUGCUCCUCUCCCCGACGCAAAUUUCUGGUGUACGAGUACAUGGAGAGAGGAAGUCUGGGAUCUGUCCCCGAAGCGAGACUGCAGCUGAAUUGGACUGGGUGA
This is a messenger RNA of Musa acuminata AAA Group (dessert banana), 1404 nucleotides long. Its product is annotated as MDIS1-interacting receptor like kinase 2-like. Bases 1 to 1404 code for a protein of 467 amino acids. The transcript has 2 exons. Gene Ontology annotation, biological process: protein phosphorylation. Gene Ontology annotation, molecular function: protein kinase activity; ATP binding; protein binding. The record is from RefSeq and is a predicted model, not a curated record. NCBI's taxonomy places the organism in Eukaryota, Viridiplantae, Streptophyta, Magnoliopsida, Zingiberales, Musaceae.